AUGGCAUCUCCCGGCUCCGGCUUUUGGUCCUUCGGAUCUGAAGAUGGCUCGGGGGAUCCCGAGAACCCCGGCACAGCCAGGGCCUGGUGUCAGGUGGCCCAGAAGUUCACCGGCGGCAUCGGAAACAAACUGUGCGCCCUGCUCUACGGAGACGCCGAGAAGCCGGCGGAGAGCGGCGGGAGCCAGCCCCCGCGGGCCACCUCCCGCAAGGCCGCCUGCGCCUGCAACCAGAAGCCCUGCAGCUGCUCCAAAGCGGAGGUCAACUAUGCAUUUCUACACGCAACAGAUCUGCUACCAGCGUUUGAUGGAGAAAGGCCCACUUUGGCAUUUCUGCAAGAGGUUAUGGACAUUUUGCUUCAGUAUGUGGUGAAGAGUUUUGAUAGAUCAACCAAAGUGAUUGAUUUUCAUUACCCUAAUGAGCUUCUUCAAGAAUAUAAUUGGGAAUUGGCAGACCAACCACAAAAUUUGGAGGAAAUUUUGAUGCAUUGCCAAACAACUCUAAAAUAUGCAAUUAAAACAGGGCAUCCAAGGUAUUUCAAUCAACUUUCUACCGGACUGGAUAUGGUUGGAUUAGCAGCAGACUGGCUGACAUCAACAGCAAACACUAACAUGUUCACCUAUGAAAUUGCUCCAGUAUUCGUGCUCUUGGAAUAUGUCACGCUAAAGAAAAUGAGAGAAAUCAUUGGCUGGCCCGGGGGCUCUGGUGAUGGGAUAUUUUCUCCUGGUGGCGCUAUAUCCAACAUGUACGCCAUGCUGAUUGCGCGCUUUAAGAUGUUCCCGGAAGUCAAGGAGAAAGGGAUGGCUGCAGUCCCCAGGCUCAUUGCCUUCACGUCUGAGCAUAGCCAUUUUUCUCUCAAGAAGGGAGCUGCAGCCUUGGGCAUUGGAACAGACAGUGUGAUUCUGAUUAAAUGUGAUGAAAGAGGGAAAAUGAUCCCGUCUGACCUUGAAAGAAGGAUCCUUGAAGCCAAACAAAAAGGGUUUGUCCCUUUCCUUGUGAGCGCCACGGCUGGGACCACUGUGUAUGGAGCAUUUGACCCCCUGUUAGCGGUUGCUGACAUCUGCAAAAAGUACAAGAUCUGGAUGCACGUGGAUGCAGCUUGGGGUGGGGGAUUACUGAUGUCUCGGAAACACAAGUGGAAACUGAGCGGCGUGGAGAGGGCCAACUCUGUGACCUGGAAUCCACAUAAGAUGAUGGGCGUUCCUUUGCAGUGCUCUGCUCUCCUGGUUAGAGAAGAGGGAUUGAUGCAGAGUUGCAACCAGAUGCAUGCCUCCUACCUCUUCCAACAAGAUAAACACUAUGACCUGUCCUACGACACUGGAGACAAGGCCUUACAGUGCGGACGCCACGUUGAUGUUUUUAAACUCUGGCUAAUGUGGAGGGCAAAGGGGACCACCGGGUUUGAAGCACAUAUUGAUAAGUGUUUGGAGCUGGCGGAGUAUUUAUACAAUAUCAUAAAAAACCGAGAAGGUUAUGAAAUGGUGUUUGAUGGAAAGCCUCAGCACACCAACGUCUGCUUCUGGUACGUACCUCCGAGCUUGCGUGUCCUGGACAACAAUGAAGAGAGACUGAGCCGCCUGUCCAAGGUGGCUCCAGUGAUUAAAGCCAGGAUGAUGGAGUAUGGGACCACAAUGGUGAGCUACCAGCCCUUGGGCGACAAGGUCAACUUCUUCCGCAUGGUCAUCUCAAACCCCGCAGCAACUCACCAAGACAUUGACUUCCUGAUUGAAGAAAUAGAACGCCUUGGACAAGAUUUAUAA
This is a messenger RNA of Dama dama (fallow deer), 1758 nucleotides long. It is a transcript of the gene GAD2, whose product is annotated as glutamate decarboxylase 2. Gene Ontology annotation, molecular function: glutamate decarboxylase activity; pyridoxal phosphate binding. The transcript has 16 exons. The record is from RefSeq and is a predicted model, not a curated record. Gene Ontology annotation, biological process: GABA shunt. NCBI's taxonomy places the organism in Eukaryota, Metazoa, Chordata, Mammalia, Artiodactyla, Cervidae. Gene Ontology annotation, cellular component: cytoplasm. Bases 1 to 1758 code for a protein of 585 amino acids.